AAAAAGCAAUGAUAAUGUCUCGUUGACGGCAUUUUUUAGAAGGAGGUAAAAUAUUGCGUAUUUGAAGGUUUUUUUCGCUAAGUGCGCACCAUUUUUUACUGAGUGUAAAACCUUUAGGUAGUUAGAAAUACCUACGCGCGCAACUUUUUCCGCGCGUUGCGAUUUCAAACGGUGCGAAUGAAUUUCAAAAUUGGCGCGUAAAGCUUUUUCCAUGAUUGGCCAGGUCCAUUUAUCACGUGAUUUUUUGGCGCGAUUGGCGUGACCUUGGUAAAAAUAUGUAAACAAGAAGCACUUGAUUUCUUGGUAAAGUCUGAUUGAUUACAUCUAGAUUUCACGACAACCGAUUCCUGAGCGAUUCUUUAAUAAAUUCUGAACAUUUUAAUACAAGUGAUCUGAUUAGAAAUCGACAGUUUUUGAUUCGCACAGGAGUAAACCUGCGUUUCGCGGCGUGGAACUGGCGUGAGUGAAUUUGGAUCUGCUGAUUCUUCAGAACAUGUGCUUCUGCUUCGUCGUCUUUUGGUAAUACUUCAUUUUUAACUCCUUUCCUGGAUAAGAGGAGACCGAGUCCGGGUUAUAUCAGUGGCGCUGUUCGUGAGAGAAGAGGAUAAGCUGCAUCUUGAACUUGACAUCUUCAUAGAAUGCAAACGACAUGACAAGCAAGAUAGCUCCUCCUAAAACCACUUCAAAGGGUCUCGAAGUCCCUGAAGCGUGUGAGCAAGAGAUCAGUAUCAAGGGCACAAGUGAGACCACGUAUUGCCGAUCUCCUGAUCGUCAAUCGCAGCUUGGAGAAACUCGAGCUGGACUGUUAUCUGAUGAGCACGCUACAGCAGUACAAUAUCGAUCUUUUCAUGGGUCUGUUCCUCAAAUUAAAGAAGAGGAGGAUUGCAAAACUGAAGAUCCGUCCCAUUUGUUACACACUAGUGUUGAAAUCAAAAACGAAAUAACUUUCGAGUCCGAAAGUGUACCAGAAACUUGUGACUGUAAAGAUGAUCUAUUCGAUCAUGUCGGCAGCGUUCCAGAUCGUUGCUUCACGCCUCCUUUCGAUUUUGAAAAAAUUGGGAGCUUUAGAGUAAAAGACGAAUUAAGCAGCAACUUUGAGCCAUUAUUUGAUCUGGAAUCCAUUAAAACACGUAACGUCUCCGUGAAAAUCGUAGACUUGUUUCCUAGCAACAUCCGUAAACUUGGAAAAGCCCACACAAACAGUCUCUCUUGUGCUUGUAAAUACUGCAGCAAGGUUUGUGAUAAUAUUCUCUCUGACGGACGCACUCUGAAAAGUUUUAAGACAAAAUAUGCUUUAAAAAAUCAUAGGAUUGUGCACAGCAGUGAAAAACUGUUCAGUUGCAAUGAUUGUAGUAAGAGUUUUAAGACAAAAUCUUCUUUAAAUAAUCACAUGAUUGUGCACAGCAAUGAAAAACAGUUCAGUUGCAAUGAUUGUAGUAAGAGUUUUAUGAGGAAAUCCGAUUUAAAAAAACACAUGAUAGUGCACAGCAAUGAAAAACUGUUCAGUUGCAAUGAUUGUAGUAAGAGUUUUAAGACAAAAUUGUCUUUAAAAAGUCACAUGAUUAUGCACAGCAGUGAAAAACUGUUCAGUUGCAAUGAUUGUAGUAAGAGUUUUAUGAGGAAAUCCGAUUUAAAAAAACACAUGAUAGUGCACAGCAAUGAAAAACUGUUCAGUUGCAAUGAUUGUAGUAAGAGUUUUAAGAUAAAAUUGUCUUUAAAAAAUCACAUGAUUGUGCACAGCAAUGAAAAACAGUUCAGUUGCAAUGAUUGUAGUAAGAGUUUUCUGAGGAAAUCCGAUUUAAAAAAACACAUGAUAGUGCACAGCAAUGAAAAACUGUUCAGUUGCAAUGAUUGUAGUAAGAGUUUUAAGACAAAAUUGUCUAUAAAAAGUCACAUGAUUAUGCACAGCAGUGAAAAACUGUAUAGUUGCAUUGAUUGUAGUAAGAGUUUUCAGAAAAAAUCUCAUCUAACAAGGCACAUGAUUGUGCACAGCAAUGAAAAACUGUUCAGUUGCAAUGAUUGUAGUAAGAGUUUUAAGACAAAAUUUUCUUUAAAUAAUCACAUGAUUGUGCACAGCAAUGAAAAAAUGUUCAGUUGCAAUGAUUGUUGUAAAAGUUUUAAGAUAAAAUCCGCUUUAAGAAAACACAUGAUAGUGCACAGCAGUGAAAAACAGUUCAGUUGCAAUGAUUGUAGUACGAGUUUUAUGAGGAAAUCCGAUUUAAAACAACACAUGAUAGUGCACAGCAAUGAAAAACUGUUCAGUUGCAAUGAUUGUAGUAAGAGUUUUAAGACAAAAUUUUCUUUAAAUAAUCACAUGAUUGUGCACAGCAAUGAAAAACUGUUCAGUUGCAAUGAUUGUAGUAAGAGUUUUAAGAGAAAAUGUACUUUAAAAAAUCACAUGAUUGUGCACAGCAAUGGAAAACUGUUCAGUUGCAAUGACUGUUCAAAGAGUUUUAGGAGAAAAUCUCAUCUAACAACGCACAUGAUUGUACACAGCAAUGAAAAACUGUUCAGUUGCAAUGAUUUUAUGAAGGGUUUUAAGACAAGAAGUAUAUUAAAAAACCACAUGACUGAAUAGUGGAGACAAACGAUUCAGUUGUAAUGAUUGUAAUACGUGGUUUAAUCCGAGGAAAUAUGUAACAGUAACAGAGGAAAUCGGAAAAUAAAGUGCCCUAAUUUUGUUUGUUUAGUCUUUUUUUCAUUGCUCUAAAUAGCAAUCCCGUAACAACGAAGAAAUCUUGAAGGCUGCAAGUGAUAAAUUCUAAACCUGUUAAAUAUAGCCUUCAAUGUGCUAAACAAAUGUGACUUAAUGUUUUUUACCUGAGCGCAAAGCGUAAUACCUAUAAAUGAACAAUACCUAAUCAUAUUAAUUCAUAUGGAUGAUUUUUAGAUUCAUAUACUAUCCUGACCAUUAUGACUGCCUCAAAAACUUGCAGAUAUCCGAUUGAUUUGACUUAGCCUCCUCUAAUUUUGCUUUUUUUCACAUGAUACAGAAUACUAAUGCUGCAACAAUUCCAUUCCAUUUUUGUCAAAAAUUUAGCAUGCACCUAAAUUCAUGUUUUUCCAGUAAAUUUUAAUUUUAGCAGUAUAA
Molecule: messenger RNA, 3091 nt
Organism: Bemisia tabaci
Lineage: Eukaryota; Metazoa; Arthropoda; Insecta; Hemiptera; Aleyrodidae
Biological process (GO): regulation of transcription by RNA polymerase II
Cellular component (GO): nucleus
Molecular function (GO): RNA polymerase II transcription regulatory region sequence-specific DNA binding; DNA-binding transcription factor activity, RNA polymerase II-specific
Source: RefSeq, a predicted model, not a curated record